Molecule: messenger RNA, 627 nt
Organism: Cariama cristata (Red-legged seriema)
Lineage: Eukaryota; Metazoa; Chordata; Aves; Cariamiformes; Cariamidae
Product: GTP-binding protein Rhes-like
Exons: 1
Coding region: 1-627 (208 amino acids)
Molecular function (GO): GTPase activity; GTP binding
Source: RefSeq, a predicted model, not a curated record
AUGUCCCUGGUAGUGAAGGAGAAGAACCACGUGCGGUUGGUCUUCUUGGGCGCUGCCGGCGUGGGCAAGACAGCCCUCAUCCGCCGCUUCCUGAUGGACACGUUUGAGCCCAAGCACCGGCGCACGGUGGAGGAGCUGCACAGCAAGGAGUACGAGGUGAGCGGGGCCAGGAUCAAGGUGGAAAUCCUGGACACCAGUGGCAGCUACUCCUUCCCGGCCAUGAGGAAGCUCUCGAUCCAGAACAGCGAUGCCUUUGCCCUGGUCUACGCCGUAGAUGAUGCCGAGUCCUUUGAGAGCGUCAAGAGCUUGCGGGAGGAGAUCCUGGAAGUGAAGGAAGACAAGUUCCCUCCCAUCGUGGUUGUUGGCAACAAGGCAGAGAGCGGCGGCGAACGGCAGGUGCUGGCAGAGGAUGCCCUGUCGCUGGUGGAGCUGGACUGGAACAGUCGCUUUGUGGAGACGUCGGCCAAGGACAACGAGAACGUCCUGGAGGUCUUCAGGGAGCUGCUGCAGCAAGCCAACCUGCCCAGCCGGCUCAGGCCGGCACUCUGCAAGAGAAGGGAGACGUUGCCCAAGGAGCAGGCGUUGAGGCCUCCCAUGAACAAGACCAACAGCUGCUCAGUGUGCUGA